Molecule: messenger RNA, 3585 nt
Organism: Ochotona curzoniae (black-lipped pika)
Lineage: Eukaryota; Metazoa; Chordata; Mammalia; Lagomorpha; Ochotonidae
Gene: SCML2
Product: Scm polycomb group protein like 2
Exons: 16
Coding region: 42-2297 (751 amino acids)
Biological process (GO): regulation of DNA-templated transcription
Cellular component (GO): nucleus
Molecular function (GO): protein binding
Source: RefSeq, a predicted model, not a curated record
AAAUACUGGAAAGUGAUAAGCAGCAAACAACUGAAGAUUCAAUGGAUGUAAAUAAGGAUAACCAAGAGGCCAUUCCUCAUUCAAGCACAUCAUCUGUGCAAAGUGAUGAUUUCCACUGGGAUCAGUAUUUGAAAGCGACGGGAUCCCUAAGUGCUCCUUCAGAUUACUUCAGACAGUCUAAAAUUCCACCGGCUAAUGACUUCAGAAUUGGAAUGAAAUUGGAAGCCCGUGACCCUCGCAAUGUUACUUCCAUAUGUAUUGCUACGGUUAUUGGAAUUACUGGAGCCAGGUUACGUUUACGGCUCGAUGGCAGUGACAACAGAAAUGACUUUUGGAGGCUUGUUGAUUCCUGCGACAUACAGCCUGUGGGGACGUGUGAAAAGGAAGGAGACUUACUUCAACCUCCACUAGGAUUCCAGAUGAAUGCAUCGUCUUGGCCAAUGUUCCUGUUACGAACCCUGAGUGGGUCCGAAAUGGCACCUGCAGCAUUCUUCAAAAAGGAACCACCGAAACCUCCCCUAAAUAAUUUUAAAGUGGGGAUGAAGCUCGAGGCUGUUGACAAAAAAAAUCCGUUUUUCAUCUGCCCUGCAACAAUCGGAGGUGUUAGAGGAGACGAAGUUCACAUCACAUUUGAUGGCUGGAGUGGAGCAUUUGAUUACUGGUGCAGAUACGACUCGCGGGAUCUUUUUCCAGUUGGGUGGUGUUGCCUGACGGGAGAUGUGUUGCAGCCACUAGGACGUAGUGUUCCUAUUGUAAGGAAUAUAGCAAAAGCACAGUCCUCGCCCUCCAAAGCAGCUGUGUGCUCAUUGCCGUCUCAGAGCCCUGACUCAGUCUCACCAUCACGGCAAGCUAAGAAAUCAGCUCGAACUAAAUCAGCUACAAGUACUUCAACUCCCAAGAAGAGUAGUUCUGCUAAAAAUACCACACCAAAGAAAAAAAGUGUAAGCUCAGGAAAAAAGGAAAAAAUUAUUCCUGUAUUGUGUUCUACAUCUGCAACUUCUUUGACUACGCUGAUCAGAGAAAGUAACAAGGCACUUAACGUCUCCCCUAAGGCAUCUAAAAUAGUGAUGUCUACAGUCUGUGUCUAUAUAAACAAACAUGGAAACUUUGGUCCUCAUCUGGAUCCUAAGAAAAUCCAGCAGCUGCCUGACCACUUUGGUCCGGGCCCUGUGAACGUGGUGCUGCGGCGAACCGUGCAGGCCUGUGUGGACUGUGCCAUUCAGUCUAAGACUGUUUUUGGAUUCCUGAAGCCAGAUAAUCGUGGAGGAGAAGUGAUAACUGCCUCCUUUGAUGGGGAAACUCAUUCCAUCCAGCUUCCUCCUGUGAACAGUGCUUCAUUUGCUCUCCGCUUUCUUGAGAAUUUAUGCCACAGCAUGGAGUGUGACAACCUUUUGAGUAGCCAGCCUUUCAGCUCUUACAAGAGUAGUAAUACUCCUAGCCCUGCAAAAAAUGAUCAAAAUACAUCAGACUUUGAAGAUGUCUGUUAUGCCUUUAAGACCUUAGUUGAUAUUGGGGAUGGACAGGGUAAACAGCCUAACCCAAAACUAAAAGAUUCAAAGCUAUUUGAGGAUUAUGGCAGCUUUUUUAAAGGUUCUGAAUUUUGCAUCUCUGGAUUAGAGAUCUUCAACAGUGAUGUCUGCGAAGAAAGGAAUGGAAAGAAUACCAUCAAACGUUGUGCUCAGUCACCGGUUCCUUACAUCGUGCCCGUGUCUCCUAAGCGUGCAGUGAUGAACAUCAAUGUCUCUUCAGAAGAGCUAUUGUCCGCCAAGGGAGGUGACACGUCCAGAGCGGAGGAGCUUCCAGAAAAAGGAGUGGACACUUCACUGACUUCUGGAAAUUCUCUGAUUUCUGCGGGUGGAGAUUCUACCCAUACUGGUACUACAGUCUGCAAGAUGAUGUCUGAAAAUGUGCCAGACGUGUUGAGUUCGCAAGCAGUUGGGAACAACAACUCUGCCAAAAGCAGUUCCCAGGAGACUGAAAUCCAGAUGCAGAGGAAAAGUGAAGCUGCAAGUUCCACAACUAUACCAGAUGCCAGUACCCCAAAACACGGCCUAUCUAAGCACCCUUCCAGCUGGUCUGUGGAUGAAGUCAUCCAAUAUAUGAAAACCAAAGAUCCUCAAAUGCCAGCUCCCAUCACUGACCUCUUCAGGAUACACGAAAUCGAUGGGAAGGCUCUGUUAUUACUGAAGAGUGAAGUCAUGAUGAAAUAUAUGGGGUUGAAGCUGGGCCCAGCAUUAAAGCUAUGCUAUUACAUUGAUAAGCUGAGAGAAGGAAGAUACAGUGACAAAAAUACUUAAGUUUAGAGUUGAUAUAAUUCUCAGGAGUAUUGCUGAAAUGUUUAAUUUAAAAAUGUGAAGUUUUUGUUUCAUAGAAGUUUCCUAUAAAAGUAUUUGCUCAGAAUUAAAAAUUAGGGUAACAGUCCAAUUUUUAACAAGAGGCUUUUUUUUUGUUUGUUUGUUUUUACUGCUUUAAGAACUGUUUAACAUCUUAGGAUUAACAUAUACAGACUGGCAGUCUGUCCUUUGCCUUACUCUUUUUACUGUACAAAUAUGCUUCAUGCAGUGAACAGAAGAGAACUUUUCCCUUUGUUCCAUCUCUGUGUCUAGAACCAAACAGCUAAAUCCCAAAGGGUAGGAUAUCAGGGAUUGGCAACAUCUGUAAUUACAAUUCAGGCGAAUUUUUCCUCAGAAGAAAACUUAGAUGUGCCCAUAAAUAUCAUCUCGUUCUCACAUGUUUUCCCUACCUGAUUCUGCAGUGUCUGUUCAUGUUCUACCAAUUUCUAGAAAGAUACUAGCCGUAGAUAUUAGUUCCUUCCUGUUAUCAUUUCUGUGUGUGUUUUGUUCAUAUAUAAAGGAAAUAAGCCAGCUUAUAAACGUCCAUAAGUGUUCUUACAGGUUUUGAUCCAGUUUUAAAGUCAGCAUAGAAAGGAUGAUCCUUUUAUGCAGGAAGUAUUUAAACCACAAGGGCAGUUUGGUUGGAGCAUGAUUACAUUUUUCCAACAAGAUACAUAUUUUAAAGCUCCCCAUUUUUUAAAUGCUUGGGCAGGAAGUAGGCAUUUAUUUCUCAUAUUUCUGUGUGAAGAUACCUGCGUCCCAAUUUAUAAAAUAUAUAUAUUUUAUUGUAUUGUUUAUUCCCCAUACAGAUCCUUUACCAUAUUUAUAUAUUCUAUACUUGUAGGAAUACACACAAAUCUUUUCUCUUUGAAUUUAAUAUGGCACUUUGCACUGCCACAGAGGUGAUGAGCUGUGUAUAUAUUAGAUGCUGUAUUUUGUUUAAAAAAAAAAAAACAGCAAAAAGUGCAAAUUGUGUGUGAUCACCAGUACCUCUCAACUUAACUCUUCAGGGGAUGGGAAACGAUCUGUAGAUUGGUUUCCGUACAGGGAAAUUCUCUGUGCUAUGCAAUGUUUCUGAUCGAUCUGCUUAGUUCUGAGCCAUAUUUCUGCUUCACUUGAAAGAUGCCGUUAGUUCUGACUUACUGUUUUAGGCUUUACCGUUGAAGUUAGGACUUUCAAGGGGAAAUGGUGCUGCGUGUGUACUGUUACUAGUUUGUAUAAUGUUGGUGUUAUGUUGAUAAGCUACCAGAAG